GGCGUUGAACAAAAUCAACAACAUUAAGUGUUGUCAUUCCGACAUCUUCAAUCUAUAAAAUCAAUCAUAAUGUGAUAUGAACUGAUAUAUCAGUCAACAAUAUUGCAGUAUAAAUACGAAUAAGCAACAUUUAAAUUGAUUCAGUCAUUAAAAACACAUUUACCUAAUUCAUAUUGAAUUUUUGUUUAUUGUGAUGGAUCCAUUUUUACAUGCAUUUUUUGCAGUUGAUCUUGAUCAUGAUGAAAAAAUCAGUAUGAAGGAUUUAAAGAAUUAUGUUGAAACAUACAAUCUAGACGAUAAAAUGAUUGACAGCUGGAGAAAAUUAUUUGAUCCAAAUCAUACUGGCUAUAUAACACUAACAAAGUUUUGUGAUGUACUAGGAGUAAAAAUGGAAGAAGCUCGAAAGGUUAGAGAAGAAAUUAAAAGACGUUCAACCAAUACACUUCCAUCUGAUGUCUAUGUUAUUGCACAACAAAUGAGUAUCGCCGAUCAGAUACAAAUAAGUGAACAAGCUAGACGUUUAUUAUUUCCACCUAAUGAACUUGAUAAUAAAGAAAUUGCUCAUAGUUUAAAAUUAUGGCUACAUAAAGUGUAUGGUCCAAUAUGGCAUGUUGUGGUAAUACGUGGAGAUUAUGGUGCAUCAUAUACGCAUUCAGAGAAUCGAUCAUUUCAAUUUCGAUUACGAAAUAAAUGCUUUUUAAUAUGGAAUACACCUGAUCAAUAUCAACUGAAUUAAACAGUCAUUUCGAUUAUAUUUUUAAUGAUAAAGAAAUAAUUGACGAAAAAUUUCUGUGUACUUUUUUCUUCUUUCAAAUUGAGAUUUUAUUUGUAUCGGUUUGUUGUUCUUCUUAUAUUGACAAAUUCAUUGUCUUUCAUAAAGACAAUAACAGGUUUCUUUUUGCAUAACUUUGAUUAGUUUAAAACUAUGAAUACAUGACUCUUGACAGUUUAAAGCAUUGACAGAUAAAAUCAAUCAUUAUAAUAAAUUUAAAUAGACAGAUUAAGUUUUUCAUGGUUACUUGGAUUGGAUUUAAUGAAAUUCCACAUAGAUAUUACCGUUUAAUAAUCGUUAAACAUUGGGAAUUUCUUCAAGCUGAUUUAAUAAUAAUUUUUAAAAAUUCAUUCAUUUUUUUGUAAUAAUCGUACUGGUACAAUCAUAGUCAAGAUAUCUAUUUGACAUGGUAA
Molecule: messenger RNA, 1185 nt
Organism: Schistosoma margrebowiei
Lineage: Eukaryota; Metazoa; Platyhelminthes; Trematoda; Strigeidida; Schistosomatidae
Source: the annotation of a GenBank genome assembly